Gastrolobium bilobum is the source of this 1744-nucleotide messenger RNA. RefSeq lists its product as uncharacterized. The record is from RefSeq and is a predicted model, not a curated record. Gene Ontology annotation, biological process: double-strand break repair. The coding region runs from base 205 to 1518 and encodes 437 amino acids. The transcript has 10 exons. Gene Ontology annotation, cellular component: BRISC complex; BRCA1-A complex. NCBI's taxonomy places the organism in Eukaryota, Viridiplantae, Streptophyta, Magnoliopsida, Fabales, Fabaceae. Gene Ontology annotation, molecular function: cysteine-type deubiquitinase activity; polyubiquitin modification-dependent protein binding; metallopeptidase activity.
UUUUUUUCUUCUUCUUCUUGGGUUGAGGUUGAGGCGUUCCCAACGAAUGAAAGAGAAAAACGAAAAGAUUAAAUAAAAAAAAGGAAAAAGAAAAGAAGAGGAGAACGCGAGAGAGAGAGAGAUCCAUCUUGGGAAGGAGAAGGGUUUGAGGAUUAUUGGGGUUUGAGGGUUUUGUAGAAUCAGAUUUUUCAAUUUUUGGUGAAAAUGUCUCUGACGGGUGUGAAAAUGUCGGAGGAUGUUUGGUUAACCUGCGUGACUCAUGCAUUGUCCACUGAGACCGAAGAGAUUAUGGGUCUUCUCCUCGGCGAUAUCCAGCAUGCAAAGAAUGGGAGUGUGACUGCAUUGAUAUGGGGAGCUUCUCCGCAGACAAGGUCUGAUCGGCGAAAGGAUCGAGUCGAAACUAACCCUGAACAGUUGGCUGCUGCAUCAGCUCUGGCUGAGAGAAUGACCACAUCGACUGGAAGAACUACAAGGGUAAUUGGUUGGUACCAUUCACAUCCUCAUAUUACAGUUCUGCCUUCGCAUGUUGAUGUGCGGACUCAGGCAAUGUAUCAACUUCUUGAUUCUGGGUUUAUUGGGUUGAUUUUUUCCUGUUACAGUGAAGAUGUAAACAAGGUAGGAAGAAUUCAAGUAAUCGCUUUCCAGUCAUCUGACGGGAAGCAGAAUCAUAUGUCAAGACCUAUACCUCUGUCUCCUGUAAAUAGAAGCUCCGUUAUUGAUAUAGAUUCCUCACCAAGUUCCUCAGAGAAUGUAUCAGUAAGUUCUGGUUACUUUACGGCAGAGACUCCAGGGAAGGAAACUGGUGAUUCGAGGCUUGCUGGUGCUAGUAUGGGUGGGGGGAGAUCUUCUGACUUGGGAAAUUUCUUCGCUAAUGCUGAUGCGAACUCUCCAGGGAGAGAAAAAGGUGGAGGAAACUACCAUCUCAGCAAUUCAGGCAUGAACAUAGUUGAUGUUGAUCCCAUGGAUAUGUCAGAAAGUAUGCAGGAGGCUAUGCAUCGUUCAAAUUUGGACAUGAGUGGUGCAGAGUAUGUAAGAAAAGAAAUUCCCCUUUAUGUUUUGCCAGCCGUGUCUCUUAUCAACCUUGAUUCACCACUAUUGUCAUACACGGAUCUGCAACAUGUAAUAUUUGAAGAGGAGCGGACUGCGUAUAACCAGGCCAUCUUACAAAAUAUGAGGGAUGGGAAAGUUCAUCCACUCACUUUCAUACAUCACACUUCAACUUAUCAGGCUUCCUUGUGCAAGUUGAUUGAAUAUUGUUUAAGUCCCGCAAUAAAUGCACUUCAAGAUCGACUGAGAGAGAAUGAAAUCCGGCUAGCAGUUUUGAGUGAUGAAGCUAAAAGUCUGGAGGCUGAGGCGUGUAGAGGGAGUGAAGCAAGUUUAGGAUCUCCCCGUCAAGUUGCAUCUCAUGUACAUCGAGGAAGUUCCUCUCUUGGUCAGAGAAACUUGCACAGUUCAGGUGAAUCUCUUGGUUCUAGGAGUGUAGGUAGUCCAGGUAGCCGGAGCAGAAAAGGAUAUUAAAGGGAAACCCUCUUUGGAAGUAACGAUUUAUGAUGGUUUUGCUAAGAUGGGAUAUUUAAUACGUAAAAUGUACAUGAAAAAAUGGUAUUGCCUCAGCAAAGUUUGCUAUUUUGAAAAGGAUGCUAAAUGAAAUAUUCUGCUAGUGGGAGUCUAUUACUAUAGAGUAAAAAUGGUGGUUUGAUAUUUCAUUCACUUUGAAGAACUUGUCAAAUGACAUGCAUGCUUG